Toxotes jaculatrix (banded archerfish) is the source of this 3831-nucleotide messenger RNA. RefSeq names its product serine hydrolase-like protein. The coding region runs from base 141 to 1070 and encodes 309 amino acids. The record is from RefSeq and is a predicted model, not a curated record. The transcript has 13 exons. NCBI's taxonomy places the organism in Eukaryota, Metazoa, Chordata, Actinopteri, Toxotidae.
UGGACACUUCAGGAUUUCUUUCAACUUAAUUAAGUUUACUGCAGCUGCUUUGCAGUUAGCUUCUGCUGUUUAUCCGGCUUUGCAGAUGAUUUCUCUCUGUUUUGUUUAGACACACAAAGUGAGGGUAAUCAGACAUCCAAAUGUCAUCUAUAGAGAAACCAGCAGUUUCAGAGCUCUCUAUUCCAGUCCUAUGGGGAGAGAUCAGAGGCGAAGUCUGGGGUCCUGAUCAUGGUCGUCCCGUGCUGUGCCUGCACGGCUGGGCUGACAACUGUGGCACAUUCAACAGCCUCAUUCCCCUGCUGCCCAAAGAGUGCAGAUAUGUGGCGGUGGACCUGCCAGGUCACGGUCGGUCGUCACAUCGUCCUCCUGGAGUUUUCUACUCGUUUCCUACGUAUGUGGCAGAUGUGCGCAGAGUCGUUGAUGGUCUGCAGUGGACUAAAUUCUCCAUCGUGGGCCACAGUAUGGGUGGUAACGUUGCUGCAAUGUUCAGCGCACUGUAUCCUGAGAUGGUGGAUGCUCUUGUGCUGCUGGACGCUUACGGAUUCUUACCUGCAGAUCCGAAAGAAGUAUUCAAAGUGAUGAAGCAGGGAAUGGAUGACAUGAUUCAGUUUGAAAAAAAGACAGGAGAAAGGAAAAGAGUCUACACUUACGAGAAGGCAGUUGAGAGGCUGUCGGCUGCAAACCCGUCUCUGUCUGAACAGUCCCUGCACAUCCUGUUAGAGCGAGGUCUAGUUCAAGUUGAAGGAGCAGGAGUUGAGUUCUCUAGAGAUCUGCGAAUUAAUUUUAAAAAUGUAGUGCGGAUCCCUUUGGAGCAGAGUCUGGAGAUGCAGCUGAGGAUACAAGCCUCUGUCCUAGUUAUUCUAGCAGACAAAGGCUUUGGGGCAACAUUUCCAGAAUCAGACCACCAGAAACGUAUCUCAGCACUUCUUCAAGGCUACCGUGACAGAAAUCACACGGUGGUGACAGUAACAGGCAACCAUCACGUCCAUCUGAAUGAUCCUGAAGUCGUCGCUCCACUUGUUUCUGACUUCCUGCGGACCAAAGUGUUGACACAGCUGCUGCCAGCGUAGUGGACAGAGACACAAGCAAUAAACAGUACACACACACACACAUGCACACUGACACAUUUCUAUUGCGUAAUUUCACACUUUAACUCCCAGUACACUGUUCUCACCUCGACUCAGAGCACUGAUCAUUACCAUAAUAUUGUGCAAGCUUUCCCUCUCCUGAUAUUUUACUAUUUGAACACUACUAUAAAGUUCCUGCAGUGUCUUAGAAUAAUCAUGUGUUAAUGUGUAAACCUCCACUGAACACAUUAUUACUGAGGCGAAAUAGCUGCUCAUUUAAAUUCACACCAGUGACUAGACAUUUACAGUCUUUACACAAACAGUACAAGAACACAUGUAUUUUUGUUGUAUCGUUUAAUUGUAUCAUCAUUUCACAGUUGUUUCUGUGUACAUUUAAGACUGUACUGACUUUACAUGCAUCUGCAGUAUAUCUUCUACCUUUUCUGAUUCCUGAAAAAAAAAUUAACUGUUCAUCUGGCACAUGUUUUCUAGCUUUAGCUUGUAGUCAGUCAGAUUUUGAGGGCCUGUCUCCAUCUUGAUAAAAGUCUGAGGACUGUGAAAACACCAGGGGCAGCACUGGGAAUAAGUCUAGGGCUUUCAGAACAAAAAUAACAAUGUUCAUGUGUCCAAGUUACAACGUGAUUCAUUCAAGGCAGCAAAUCCAAAUCAACACAUCAUAAAAUCAAAUAUAAAAUCUAAUAGAAUUAAUUAGAUCAUAUGCUGUAACAAAAUAAAUAAAACCAAUACCAGUACAGUUAGAUAACAGAAAUAAACAGACAAGACUUGAUUGUACUGUUCCUAACAAAGUCUGAUAACAUGUUGUAUAUGUUUAUAAAUACAUUAGAGACAAACAACAGCCAAAGAUAUCCACAUCUGCUGAGAAUAAUUUUCAUCCAAUUAUAAAACCUCUAAACUGAAUGAAAUCCUGCACUGUUGGAAGAAAAUGUGGAUUUCUCUAUGCGACAGGCUGGACAUCUCAUGUCAUCAUUUCUGUUCUGAGAAAUCGCAGCUCUUUAUUUGAAGCUCAUCUGUUUAACUCUGCUGCUGCUUUUCACAAAUCCGCCGCCUGUGCGGAGUGAGCUAAAAAUGGCAGUCAUUAAAAAAGAUGACAACUUUUCAUUAUGUGGGCCAUCAUCUCUGCAUUCAGCUUUUGUCUUGGAAACAGCAAGACAGAAGAAAAAAAAGGAAAUCUCAUGGGAGUGACUCCAUAAAACAUUGCAGCUGCUGUCAGUCAGAGCAGAUAUGAGAGGAGCCGCUUACACAAAAAUGGCCCCCUCUCGCUCUCAAUGUCAUAUAAACUGUGUGAUGGCCUCCGUGUUAAAUGGAGUGGAAUUGAUUUUACGCAGCGGGCAGCAAGGCGGCGAGCAUCCAGAGACAUCUGAAGGGCUUGUCCACCCCCCACACACACAGACUCUCCCCUCCUCCAGCCCACUCCCCCAAUACUGCCACCCCCCCCCACCUUAAAAAAAAGAAAAAAAGAUUAUAGUUAUAUAAGUUUUCCCUCCCACUCCCUCCAUCCUCUCAGCCAUCAGCAGGGGUGUUGUCAUGGCAACCCCCACCCCUCCUUUUGAACGUCAGAGCCAGGAGCUGGAGGAUGAAGCCGCAUGCAGCUUCUGUCUCUUGUGCCUCUCAGAGAGCACCUGUGAUUUUGGCCGUCUCACAUGCAACAGUGCGAGCUGCGGCGCUGGAAAUAAUCUAAUGGUUGUUUGGACUCACGGCUGCUGCGCAUCGCAUACCAACCAAACACACAGAGAUCCACACUGAUCUAGCGGUGCCCGCAGCAGUUAUGUCGUGGCUGUUUUUGGACUGGUUCGUCCCCCUCUACCUGCUGGUCUCGGUUUUGGUGCUGGCAGGCUUCGGAGCGUGCCUGUACUUCCUAGAGCCCGGGCUGCAGGAUGCCCACAAGUGGAGCAACAAAACAGUCCGGCAUCACCCGCUGGUGGCCAGUGUGAACUGCAGAGAUGAUGAUAGCAAUGCCCUGAUAUGAUCCAGAGGGCGAGGCGGCGGGGCCAUCUGGACAGGGGUGCUGCCAGGACACCGGAGGGAUGGGAGCCAACACCUUAAAGAUGGAGAAAGAAAAUGGAAGAGAGGAAAGGUGGAGGAAAGAUUGUGUGAAAAUGUGAGCCCUGUCCUAUAUCAUUCCAACUUUUCUCUGAUCUCUGUAGAUUUUUGUUUUUUUGCUGUAGACAUCAGGGAAAACUGAAGCAGUGGGGAUUUGAAGAAAAUCUUUAAAAUGAAUCCAAAUGCACAAGGAGGAGAAGACUACAUGCAGAAAGAGAUGGUGAGGUGAUUGGAGGACACGUUGCCCUUUAGAAAUGUGUUUGAAACAAAAUGUAAAUUUCAUGCCAUCUUAUACUUGUGCCAACUUUUACAUACGUUUUGUAAAUUGACAAUCACUUUACAUAUAUCAUGGAGUUUACUCAUAUUGUGCAUUUAAUUAGUAAAGUGAGUGACAUAAGUGCAAUGAAUUUGUUGCCAGCGGGGAGGGUUUUUAAUCCUCUCUGUGGCGAUGUCGGCAUGGCAGCUGCUGAGAAGCAUGUGGAUUGUUUAGUGCCACUGUGCCAAAAUGGUGUAGUAGUGACUUUAUUAAAACAUUAUGUACCGAAUAAAUGCAACCGAUUUAUUCAAGGUGCCAAGAUCAUCCUAGAUGGACCAAGAUUACAGAAAACUAGUGUUUGGUAAUGCUGUAAGUGUAUUUUUUUUUUCAUUGUUUUUACUUAACAGCAUGGUGAGGAAACUGUGGGUGUGCAACAACCCUUUUUUG